Messenger RNA from Lingula anatina, 3296 nucleotides. Its product is annotated as 6-pyruvoyl tetrahydrobiopterin synthase. Gene Ontology annotation, cellular component: mitochondrion. Lineage: Eukaryota; Metazoa; Brachiopoda; Lingulata; Lingulida; Lingulidae. Gene Ontology annotation, molecular function: 6-pyruvoyltetrahydropterin synthase activity. Gene Ontology annotation, biological process: tetrahydrobiopterin biosynthetic process. The record is from RefSeq and is a predicted model, not a curated record.
UUUUUACGAGAAACUCAUUUUACUGUACAUGUUAAUUAAGAAAUCCAAGAGAAAUUAAAAACCACAUGAUCAAGGGUGUAUAGCAAUGUAUUUUUGUUCUAGAAAAAUGGGCACUUCGCAAGAAAAAAAUCCUGGUUUACAUAUGAUAAUAACUAAUGGUACAAUAAAAUAAUAUCAACAUCGUAAAUGUGAUUAUCAUUUCUCUCUCUCUCUCUCUCUCUCUCUCUCUCUCUCCAUUUAUCAAAGGUUGAACCCUUUCCAUUGAUUCCAAGUCAGUACUGUUAAGUUAAGAAUAAUUUGGAGGAAGAGACUGAUUUCUACCUGUAUGUUCCAUACGUGUGUCCCAACAAAAUUAGAGUAAUGCCCAAACUGUAAUGUUAUAAUUUCCCUCGUCCCAGCCAUUUCUACACACCAACUCUAUAGAGGGAGCUGUUUACAAGACGUGCUGCAAUGAUGCCCUUUGUUUGUGGGUCGGUUGCGUUGAGACAACUAACAAAAGUUAACGUUAAAUGUUUAGGUUGCACGAGGAGAAAUUACUUUUUGUGGAGCGAUACGAAACAAAUUUAAAUCAGUAGCAAGAGAAAUUGGCAAAAGUGCUCGGCAUUCAUUUUCGACUCACAACUGUCACUGUCACGCUCGUGGUCACUGUCAGACAGAUUAGCACCCUAAAAGCAAAACUUGCUAUUAAUUUUUUUUUUUUGCCUCACUAAUUUUGAUCAUCAUGCUUGUUCGCUUUUUUAAUCAAGAAUUUCGUUCUCUAAGGCUGGUUAUUAGCAUAAUUUAUGGACGUGUCUGAUGAUGCAGUAUAGAUUCAAACGAGUUUAGAUUGUGUCUGCGGUACGGGACAUUGUGUACUGUUAGUGUUUAUCACGCAAUGAAUGAUGAGGGGUUGUUCAGUGAUGCAGUGAAACAUCCCAGCCGCUAUUAAAUAGGCGAGCAGUUGGGUUUUUUUACAGUUAAUUUCUUCCUAGUUCACCAACUAGAAGGCAUGCAGGGUGAAUUUUGAAUUUUGAAGCCCAUCAGUAAAGGAUAACUGGAAAAAUUGGUUAAUUAUCAAGAAUGAAUCAAUUAGAUAAACAAAAAGCUGAAAGUUCAGUGUCUGGAAAACAAUUGCAGCCCAAAGUUUAUGUUACAAAAUGUGAAACAUUCAGUGCUUGUCACAGAUUACACAGUAACCAGCUGAGUGAUGAAAGCAACCAGAGUAUCUUUGGCAAAUGCAAUAACCCUAAUGGGCAUGGUCAUAAUUACAAAGUUGAAGUCACUGUGUAUGGACCGGUAGACCCUGUCACUGGCAUGGUUAUGAAUUUAACAGAUUUAAAAAAGUAUAUGCAGCUUGCCAUUAUGAAUAAUCUAGACCAUAAGAAUCUUGAUAAAGAUGUCCCUUUCUUUAAGGAUGUGGUAAGCACCACUGAAAAUUUGGCAGUGUACAUUUGGGAUCAACUUAGUUUGUUAUUGCCAUCUCCUGGACUACUCCAUGAAAUCAAAAUCCAUGAAACAGAGAAAAAUAUUGUCGUGUAUAGAGGAGAUCAUUGUUAACAGCAUUUCCUCCCCUGCAUUUUAAUGUAAUGUUUGUUGUAUAAAAGAGAUUUUUUAUAAAAUUACAAAUGGUAAUAGUUAUAGUAAAUACAUAUAUGUAAUUGUAAUUUUCUUUUGCAUAUAUGAGGUGUAUUAUGUAAGUAUUCAUACUAGUACCUAUAUAUGUGAGCACAAGUUAAGGAUUUGUACAAUUUUUUUGUGUAUAUCUCAGUGAUGCAGUCAAAUUUCAUAGAACUAUCAAUGGAAGACAGCACUUUAAAGUUUGCAUUAUUUUCACAAAUUCAUCUUUAAAACAUUUUUUAAUUUGGUCCUUUUGAUGCAAAGUUUAAUUCAGAUAUCAAUCCGUGUUCUGUGGAAACUGGAAACCUGCCCCAACUAUCCAAAUGCCUAUGCUGAAAAUGGCAAAAGGAAACUAUUGUGCGGGAGAUGUUAGAAAGUUUUUAUGCUGUUCUUAGUUUAGUUUCUGUUUUAGGAAACUGGACCAUAUGUGGUUCUUUGGUGAAAUAUUUUAUGACUAGAAAGUUUUUUGUUUUAAAAGCAUUUUUUAUGUAUUUUAUUUGCUUUCAUAUUAAUGAAAAAGCUCUAUUAUUUUAUACUGUCUGUCAAUAACUAAUGAAACACUUUGUUUUCAUUUAGAAUUUUUUAAAGCAAAUUCAUUAACAUGAUUGUCACAUGUGCUGCUGACAGAUUUUAAGCUAUGUUGACAUCAUUUGUGGUGAAAAAAAUAUCAAUCCCCUUAACAGCAUUCAAUUGCAAUAACUGUUUUAUUUUGUGUAUUUUAUAGAUAAUUGUAUAUAUACUGGGUGUAACCCAAGAAUGUGAACACCAUUUAUUUUGUUUUAAAAAAAUUAUAUACAACCCAUAUAUUUUAAUGAAAGCUAGAUAAGUUAGCAAAAUAACUGGUACAAACAAUGUCACUAAUUCUAGUGGCAAAAAUUAUUGUCACUUAAGUGGUCUCCUCAUUCUCUCCACCUUAACCCCCCAGAAUUUUAUUUGUGGGGGUGUUUGAAGGAAUGGGUGUACACAAACCCCCGCACCAUCCCAGAACAGCAAUCACUCUGGAAAUUGGACCUAUACAAAAAGAUUGCAUCAACGUCACUGAUAACUUUGCCCAAAGAAUUCAAGUGUCUUCAGCAGAACAGAGCACAUCUGGAGCACUUCUAUGAAUGAUGAUAAGACCUUAGCCAGUAUAAAAAUGUUCAUGUUGUUUGUAGCAGAUUUGCUAACUUUUCUUGUCUUUCAAAGUUUGUGGGUUGUAUAUGUUUUUUUCUGCAACUUAAAAAUUUUAAAGCUUCUUGUGUCAUUCUAUGAUUUAUGCUCAAGUACAAUCACUGCUACAGUAACAGUGUUGAUGUCUUAUAUUUAUGCUCUCAAGUACUUAUUAAUGUUAUGUUAUGCUGUGGUCUAUUGCAUUAAUAAUUGACUACGUACAAUUUGGUAAUUAUGAAGCGUGCAAGUGACAAACUGCCACAAUUGUGAAGAAUUUCUAUUUCUUUUUAGUAUGCCCAACUAGACAGUUUAAUUUUGAUAUUAAUUUAUGCAUGGAGGGGUUGGGCUCUAUAAUAAUGACUGACUGGUAAUCAAAACAUUUUAUGGAUUAAAGAUGUCUGAAAAUUGGGUGUGCUUUGAGAGUUAUGUGCAGAGGGAUAAGCACAAUAUGUGAGCAUCUACAAUUAUAUUUUGGAAUGUAUAACUUGAGCUCAUUUUUCUACAACCACUGCAUAUAUUUUUCGCAGGCAUUUAUGCUCGCUUCACCACGA